Messenger RNA from Hibiscus syriacus, 1035 nucleotides. RefSeq lists its product as uncharacterized. The transcript has 2 exons. Bases 1 to 1035 code for a protein of 344 amino acids. The record is from RefSeq and is a predicted model, not a curated record. Lineage: Eukaryota; Viridiplantae; Streptophyta; Magnoliopsida; Malvales; Malvaceae.
AUGGUGGCUAAGGUCCUAUCCUGCAAGUACUUCCCAUCCAGUGAUACAUUCGAUCCACAAUUAGGCUCAACUCCAUCAUUUGCAUGGCGUGGGAUAUUCUUUGCUCUACAACGUCUUCGCCUGGGGUUCCAUUGGCGCAUUGGAAUGGACAGUAAUGUUAAGAUGCACGUCGAUAGAUGGGGAGGUUCGAUUCUGAUGCAGUUAAAUUCCUCUUACACUGAUUCUAGUGAUGCCCAUGUCCUUUGUGGCGAGUUUAUGCUUCCACAUUCAACACAGUGGAAUGUUAAUUUGGUGCAAAGAGUUUUCUCAGUUGCUGAUGUUGCUCGAAUAUUGCAAUGCCCCAUGGCACCUGUGGCUUGUGAUCGUAUUGUUUGGAGUGGCCAUUUGAAAAGGGUAAUUCCGACUACUCCUGACCCUAUUUGGUUAAUUCUGUCCCGCCUACUGGUUCCACCAAAGAUUAAACUUUUCGGCUGGCGUCUGGGACAUGAUGCUCUUCCAACUGCCUCUCGUCUUGUUCAAGCCGGGUUGUCUGUUGGUAUUUGUUGUAUGUGUGCCGAUGGGUUGAAAACUAUCAAACACGCCUUCUGCGAAUGCACGAUGGUUGUCGGUUUGCUAUCGUUGGCUGGGUUCAUUUCGUUGGUCACUACUGCAACGUCUAGCCGAGCAUGGUUGUUAUCUAGCUUCCAGCAGUUACCUCUUCACCGGUUCUCCUUAUAUCUGAUCAUCCUCUGGAAUAUUUGGCACCAACGCAACACAUUUUGGCAUGAAGGUCGUCUUAUACCGGACUGGAAUUUGGUGCAGACUUGUUUCUCAAUGUUUGAAGGUUUUAUAGCACUAGAAAGUUUCUCUAGUGCAACUACGAUGCCGGAAUUGUCUAUAUCAGACCGUUGGCACAAACCCGAGGCUACGACGGUGACAAUUAAUGUCGACAGUGCUUGCCUUCCUAGUAAUGGAUGUUCCACUGUUGGUCUUCUUGCUGGGGAUCAUCAAGGGAUAGUGAUUGCUGCUAAUGUUGUUCCAGUUGAGGUCCCUUAA